CGCAAGUAUUUGUACACCGUACCCCGUACUGUGUAUGCAGUUCCACAGCUGCCGACAACUUACCGGAGUAAUUUCCUUGUUUCCACCUCUGCUUGCAGUGUCCUUCUUUGAGCUACUUGGAUGCUGGAGAACUUGAAGGGGAUAACAUCACCUCAGGUGGCCUCUCAGUGCGUGCUCCAGGCAUAUGCAACUGGAAAUGUGCAGCUUGUCAACGGGACAGACGCAGGCAAACUCUCGCAGUUUCGCGCGCAUUUCGUGAGCACGAAUCAAGAUAAAGGUUGCAGCUUCGCAGCCUACGUACCCUCCGAAGAGGACACGCCGUUGCAGAGGGCCGAGUGGAUCAAAUACCUGGGAACGUUCAUGAACUCCGAAGACAGGGCCAAUGCAGUACAUAAUGCAGUUAAGACCAGUAAAUGCGACUGAAUUUGCAUGUGGUGAUCAGCCAAGAAAAUUGUGUUUAUGCACUCAGUAAUACUACUAUGUGUGUAGCAUUUUUCUAACUGUACAAUAGCACUCACUCCUCUACUGUCACAUAAUAGAUUACCCUUGAAUUCAUCUAGUUUGGAUCAAAACAAAAC
Triticum dicoccoides is the source of this 578-nucleotide messenger RNA. RefSeq lists its product as uncharacterized. The transcript has 3 exons. The coding region runs from base 121 to 423 and encodes 100 amino acids. The record is from RefSeq and is a predicted model, not a curated record. NCBI's taxonomy places the organism in Eukaryota, Viridiplantae, Streptophyta, Magnoliopsida, Poales, Poaceae.